ACAGCUUACCAUGGGGUUCCCUCCAGAGUGCAGUUCUGUUUCUCCUCUCUUUCUCUCUCUCCAUACCGUACCAUGUGACUCCCUCUACAGUGCAAUUCUGGUUUUCCUUUUUUAUAUUAGUCACUUUUAUUGAGGUAUACUUAACAGAAAAUAAAAUUCAGCACCUUUCAGUGUACAAAUCAAUGAGUUUUGAAAAAUGUAUACAUUGAUUACCACAAUCCAAAUCAUGGUUUGGAAUAUUUUUAUCACCCCCCAGAAGAUUCUUUGUAGCCCUUUGCAGUGAGUCCCCUCCCUCCAUCCCUUCCUCCACAACCCCUGGCAACUACUAGUCUGCUUUCUAUUGCAAUAAUUUUGCCUUUUCUCAAAUUUCAUAUAAAUGGAAUCAUAAAUUAUAUACUCCCUUUUGUCUGGCUUUUCUUUAGUAUAAUGCUUUUGAAACUCAUGCACAUGUGUGUAUAAGUGGUUAAUUAUUUUAUCCUAAGUAGUGCCGCUUUGUGGGUAUAUACUGCAAUUUAUUAUCCUUUAUCAGUUGGUCAACAUACGGAAUUUUUUCCCAGUUGGUGCUUUUCUGAGUAAAGCUGCUAUGAACUUUCACAUACAAGUCUUUGUGUCAACAUAUGUUUUCAUUUCUCUUGUAUAAGUACCUAGGAGUGAGCUUGCCAGGUCUUUGGUAAGUUUAUCUGUCUGUAACUUUAUGAGAAACUGCCAAAUGUUUUCAAACUGGCUCCACAGUUUUUCAUUUUCAUGAACAGUGUCUGUGAGUUCUCAUUACUCUUUGGUUACCAUUAUUUGGAAAAUUUUGCUGUUUUUAACAGUUCUAGUUGGGUUUUAAUUUGCAUUUUCCUGAUGACUAACAACAUUGAACCUCUUUUUAUGUGCUUUUUAGCGAUUCAUAAAUCUUCUUUAAGUGACCAGUCAAAUCUUUAGCUCAUUUUUGUUUCGUUUAGUUUUUAGUAUUUUUGUUUGUUUAGUUGAAGAAGUUCAGACCUUUAUUAGAUAUAUGUUUUACAGACUUUUUCUUGCCAUCUCUUGCUUCUCUUUUUAAAGAGAAAAUGUUUUCAGUUUUUGAUUUUUUGCAUAUAUUUUAAGAAACCUUUUUUAUAUUGAAAUAAUUAUAGAUUUAUGGGAAUUAGCAAAAAUUGUGUCCUCACUUUAGCUUACCCCAAAGGUUACAUGUUUUAUAACUAUAAUACACUAUCAACACCAGUAAAUAGACACUGGUACAAUGUGUGUGAAUAGCUCUGUGCCAUUUUAUCACAUGUGGAGAUUGAUGUAACCACCACAGUUACAAUUCAGAACUGCUCUAUCACCACAAAGAUCUCUUUGGUGCUACUCAUUCAUAGUCACACCCAUGCUGUCUCUCACAUUGUUCCUGAUCUCUGCUGACUACUAAUCUGCUAGCUCUAUAAUUUUGUCAUUUUGAGACUGUUAUAUAAGUGGAAUCAUACAGUAUUUGACGUGUUGAGACUGGCUUUUUCACUCAGCGUAAUGCUCUUGAGAUCCAAGUUGUAGUGUAUCCGUAGUUCAUUCCUUUUAUAGCUACGUAGUAUUUCACUGUAUGAAUAUCAUUGUUUAGCCAUUCACCUAUUAAAGGACAUUUUGGUUGUUUCCAUUUUGGGGCUAUUAUAAAGUUGAUGUGAACAUUCAUGUUCAGAUUUUUUGUGAACAUAAGUUUUUCUGGGAUAAGUGCCAUGGAGUGUGAUUGUUGGAUUGUAUGGUAAGUUAUGUUUUAUUCUUUAAGAAAGUGCCAAACUAUUUCCCAGAGUUGCUGUACCAUUUUGCAUUUCCACCAGCAAUGUAUGAGGGAUCCAGUUAUUCCCUAUCCUUUCUGGUACUAGGCAUUGUUGCUAUUUUAUGUAUUAGUCGUUGAACAGGUGUAUAGCAAUAUCUCAUAGUGAUCCUAAUUUGCAUUUCCCUAAUGGCUACUGAUAAUCAAAUAUCUUUUCAUGUGUUCACAUGCCAUCUGUGUAUCCUUAGUAAAAUGUCUGUUCAUGGCUUUUGUCCAUUUUUUAAUUGGAAGUUUGUGUGUUUUACCAUUGACUUUUGAGAAUUUAGAUAGUCUAGAUAUGAGUUUCUUUGUCAGAUGUGUGGUUUGCACAUUUUUAUACCAGUCUGUAACUUGUCUUUUCAUCCUCUUCAUGGGGUGUUUUGUAGAGCAUAAGUUUUUAAUUUUGAUGAAGUCCAGUUUAUCAGUUUUGUAAAAAUGUUGUCCUAUCUAAGAACUCUUCACUAAGUCUUUGGACCAAAGGUUUUCUCCUAUUUUUAAAAAUUGUGUAAUAUAUUUUACAUUUUAAUUAUGGUACAUUUUGAGUAAAUUUUUGUAUAGGGCAUGAAGUGUAAGUUGAGAUCUUUUUUUGUUUGUUUUUGCCUAUGGAUAUCCAUUUGCUCCAUGCAACACCAUUACCCUUCAUUGAAUAGCUUUUUCACCUGUGUCAAAAAUCAGUUGGCUGUACUUGUAUGAGACUAUUAUAUUCCCACAUUAUAUUUCUUUUUCAAUAUUGUUUUAACUAUUCUAGUUACUUCACCUUUGCAUAUACAUAUUGUAAUAAUAUCAUUAUGUUAAAAUCUUACUGGGUGUUUGAUAGGAAUUAAAGCUAUAAAUUAUCAAUUUUGUGACAGUUAACAUCUUUACUGUUUUGAGUCUUGAGGCUUAUAAUCCAUAAACACAAUAUAUUUCUCCAUUUACUUAGAUCUUGAUUUCUUGCUUCAGUGUUUUGUGAUUUUCAGUAUAAAAGUCCUGUACAUGUUAUAUUUAUACCUCAGUAUUUCAUUUGGUUGAGUAAUUGUUAAUGGCAUUGUGUUUUAAAUUUCUGUUUGCUUACAAAGGUUGCUAGUUUAUAGAAAUGUAAUUGAUUUUUGUAUGUUUGUUCUUUUAUGCUGAGAUCUUGCUGAACUUUCUAGGGAGGCUUUUUGUAGAUUCCUUGGCAUUUUUUAACAUAAGCUAUCAUGUCAUAUAUGUAUAGGGUCAGUUUACUACUUUCCUUUCUAAUCUGUAUGCUUUUUAUUUCCUUUUCUUGUUGUAUUACACUGGAUAGGACUUCUAGUACUGUGUAGAAUAAGAGUGGUAAGAGUAGUCAUCCUUGCCUUGUUCCCAACCUUAAGGGGAAAACAUCUAGUCUUUCACCAAAUGAUCUUUUGUAGAUAUUCUUCAUCAAAUGGUGGAACUUCUUCUGUAUUCCUAGUUUUCUGAGAAUAUUGAUUAUGAAUGGAUAUUGAAUCUUGUCAAAUACUUUUUAUGUAUAUACUGCUGUGAUUACAUGGUUUUUCUUCAUUACUCCAUUAAUGUAAUAGACUUUGUUGACUAGUUUUCAAAUAUUGAACCAGCCUUAUAUACUUGGAAUAAACCUUACUUGGUAAUGUCAUAGAAUUCUUUUUAUUUAUUGUUUGAUUCUAUUUGCUAAUAUUUUGUUAAGUAGUUUUGCAUUUAUGAGAGAAAUUGGUCUGUAGUUUUGUACUGCCUUUGUCUGGUUUUCAUAUCAGCAUAAGUCUGGCCUCAUAAAAUUAGUUGGAAAGUGUUCCUUCCAAUUUUCUGGAAGAGGUUGUAUAGAAGUGGUGUUUAUUCUUCAUUAAAUGUUUGAUAGAGUUAUCUAGUGAAACCAUCUGGGCCUAGAGACUUCUUUUUGGGAAGUUUUACAAAUCAAUUUAUUUAAGUCAUAUAUAUGGAUAUUCAAAUUAUUUCUAUUAGGUGAAUUGUGGUAUUUUUGCUUUUCUAACAAUGAGUCCAUUUUAUCUCAGUUGUCACAUUCAUAUGUGUAAAGAUGUUCAGACCAUUCCAUUAUUAUCAUUUUGAUGUCUUCAGGAUCUGUAUUUAUAGACCUGUUUUAUUCUUUAUAUUGGUCAUUUCUGUCUUCUUGCUCUUUUAUUUUUUUGUUCACUCUUCCUACAGGUUUUACAAGGUUACUGCUCUUUUCAGCCAACCAGCUUUUUCUCUCAUUGAUCUUUCUCUUUUGUUUUUUUGGUUUUAAUUUAGUUGAUUUCUACUCUUAACUUUUUACUUUUGCUUCUGUUAGGAUUAUUGUGCUCUUUGUCUAGCUUUUUAAUGUGAGAUCAUGCACUAUUAAUUUGAGACUUUUUCUCUUUUCUAACGUACACAUUUAGUGCCAUAAAAAAUUCAGCACUGCUUUAGCUGCAACAUGCAAAUUGCAUAUCGGGUUACUAAGACGUGUCUCUUAUUUAUGUCUAGAAGACAUAUUUCUUCUUUGAUUGAACACUCAUUCAUAUAGUAUGAGACUGUAUGAAGAAAUGCAAUUAAAACUUAACAACUGUUUAAUUAAUAUCCACUUUUUGAUAGACACCAGUGCAGUUCUCAAGUUAUUCAAUAGCACAGCCUUAAUUUUCAUAGGGUGAUUUGAAGAGUUUCUGAGGUUAAGAAAACCUUUCUGUUAAAAAAAAUUGUAAUUUUUUUGAAGCUGGGUGAAGGAUACAUGAGGGGAGGGGUUCACUGAACUCUCUUUUUUACUUUUUCAAAGAAAAUUUUCAAAUUCAAAGGAAAAGAUAAGUGUUGCUUGAGAAAAACUCUAAGGAUGUCUAGGAAUAAGCUAAAUAAGGAAAUAUAAACACUCCAAGCAGAGAAAAGAACAAGCACAAAGACCCCUAGUAGAAGAAAAGAUAGUGAGUACAGAGACCUGAAAAAGAACCAGUACACCUGGAACAAAGAAAGCAAGAAGGAAUAUGGUACAAGAUGUGGAAGUGGACCAAGUGAAUAUAUAUUAUUGAGGCCAUAUUCUGGGUUUAAAGCAAUAAGUAGUCAUUGAGGGCUUUAAAUAAAAUAGUAAUCAACCAUAUCUGCUAAGAAAUGUAAUUUUUUGGCACUAAAAGAAAUUACAGGUGCAUUAAUUUUUACUCAGCAACAUAUACAGUACUCAGCAACAAUACCUGCAUAAACACAAAAUGAUAUAUACACAAGGUUAUUCAUUGCAGCAUUGUUUGUAAGAGCAAUAGAAUAUCAACAACCCAAAUGUACAUCAUUGACUAAUUGGCUAAAAGUGUGUUACUUCUACACACAAAUGAAGACUAUGCAACUAUAAAAUGGACAAGAGCCUGUAUACAAAUAAGGAGUGAUACUCAGUAAAUAUUAAGUCAAAAGAAGCAGUAGAAUGGUGUGCAUAGGAAGCCAUCUUUGAGUAAGGAAAGAGAGAAGAAUAUACGUAACUGUUGAUAUUUGCAAAAAUGAAACACUGGGAGAAAAAUCAGAAAGUAAUAAAAUUUAGCAGGUGGGGGGGGUGAGUGAUUAGAGCAGGAAUGGAAGUGAGACUUUUAAUAUACCUUUUUAUACAAUUUGGAUUUUUGAACUACAUACGUUUUGCAUAUUGAAAGAUUACACUAAAUUUAAAAGGUAGUUCUUAAAUGUGAAAGUUUUAGAGACUGAUGGUUCCAGAUAAGAUUGAUUACAGAUACUUCUUCCUGUUCCUCCCUUUAAGUACAGCUAAAACCACUAGACAUUAUAUACAAAACACAUAAGAAGACUUUGAACAGUGAGAGAAGGACACAGACAAGCUAGGGACAUUGGAACCCAAGAAAUGACACCUCUUUCUCAGUUUUAUUUUUGCCUAAUGUAUCAGCCUGAAACACCAAUUGGUACAGACAAAAAAAAAAAAAAAAAAAAAGUCCCAAGUAAAGCCUGCUUCCUCUAGACAAAAGAACAGGAAAGCAACCACCCAGAAAGACAGAAAAUUUUAGACAACUGCCCUACCCUAGCUAAACACUAUGGAAAAAAACUGCAGCUCUCUUCCAUCACCAAAAACUGACUUCCACCCUGGUUCUAGAGUAUCAGAGUACUCCUCUAGCUCUCUAAUGGGGUGAUUUCAGAUGAGGCCUAGUGGUAAGCCAGGACUCUUCCUACCAACUGACAGUAAAAAGUUGCCUGGAUAGGCCAGGCGCUGUGGCUCACGACUGUAAUCCCAGCACUUUGGGAGGCCGAGGUAGGUGGAUCACGAGGUCAGGAGUUCAAGACCAGCCUGGCCAACAUGGUGAAACCCCAUCUCUACUAAAAAUACAAAAAUUAGCCAGGCGUGGUGGUGGGUGCCUGUAAUUCCAGCUACUUGGGAGGCUGAGGCAGGAGAAUCACUUGAACCCCGGAGACGGAGGUUGCAGUGAGCCAAGAUCACUCCACUGCACUCCAGCCUGGGCAACAAGAGCAAGACUCUGUCUCAAAAAAAAAAAAAAAGAAAAGAAAAAUACAUCAGGCUAACACUAAUCAAAAUUGAAAUAACUAUUAAUUUCAGACAAAGCAGACUUCACAACAUGGAAGAUCAUCAAGGAUGGAAGAAUAUUACAUAGUAAUAAAUGGCUCAAUUCUCUAAGAAAACAUAACAGCCCUAGACAUUUAUGCAGUUAAAAACAGCUUCAAAUUAUAUGAGGUAAAAAACUGAUAGAACUAAAAAGAGAAAUACACAAAUCUACAAUUAAAAUAGGGAGAUUUAAACACCGCUCUGUCAGUAUUGGUAGAUCAAGCAGGCAGAAAAUUGCUGAGGAUAUAAAUGACCUGAACAGCAGUGUCAGCCAACUUGGAUCUACUGACAUUUUUAGACUACAGCAAUAGAAAAAUAUACAUUCUUCUCAAGUGCAUGUAAAACAUUCAUCCAAAGAGACAUUCUAGGCCAUAAAGCACACUUUAACAAAUGAAAAAGUACAGAAAUCAUAAAAAGUGUGCUUUCAAACCAUACCAGAAAUCAAAUACAGAAAGAUAGCAGGAGCAUUUCCAAAUAUUUGGAAAUAACCAACACACUUGUCAACACAUGAGUCAAAGAAAAAUUCUCAGUAUAAUUUUUUGAAAACGAAAGUACAAGAAAUUUGUGAAAUGCAGCUAAAGCAAUAAUCAGAGGUUAAUUUAAGUGUUAAGUGCACAUAAAAGAAAAAGGCAGGGCACAGAGGCUAACACCUAUAAUCCCAACACUUUGAAAGGCCAAGGUGGACGGAUCACUUGAACCCAGGAGCUCAAGACCAACCUGGGCAACAUAGGGAGAUUCUGUCUCUACAAAAAAAUAUAAAAAUGAGCCAGGCAUCAUGGUGGCAUGUGCCAGUAGUUCCAGCUACGUGAAAAUGAAUAACAGAAGGAAGACUAGAAAUGUUACAAAUAUGUGAAAAAUUAACAAACUCUUUAACUACCAAGGGGUCAAAAAAUCAUAAGACAAAUUAGAAAAUACCUUGAGAGAGAUGAAAAUACAACAUAGCGUACCUUCUGGAUGCAGUAAAACCAACAAUAAGAUGGAAAUGUAUAGCUAUAAACGCAUACAUUAAGGAAGAAGAAAGAUCUCAAAUAAUAACCUAACUUCACGUCUUAAGAAACUAAAGAAAGAGCAAACUAAACCUAAACCUAGCAAAAGGAAACAAUAGUAGAGAUUAGAAGAGAGAUAAUGAAAGAAUAGAAAAACAAUAGAGAAAAUCAAUGAAACCAAAGUUCUUUUUUAAAAAACCAACAAAAUUGAUAAACUUUUAACUAGAUCAGUUCAGAAAAAAAGGGAAGACUCAAAUUACUAAACUCAGAAAUGAAAAUGGGGACAGUAUUAGCAAUUCUACAGAAAUAAAACUGAUUAUAAAGGAAUGCUGUGAACAACAAAUUAACCUAAAUGAAAGAGACAAAUUACUUGAAGUACAUAAUCUACCAAAACUGAAUCAUGAAGAGAUAGAAAGCUCAAAUAGACCUGUAAGUAGUGUCUAGUACCAUUCACCAAGUAAAGGAACCAAGAUUCCUUGGGAAAAUGGUUGAUUCUAAGGGCUAGGCGAGAAAUGUACAAGAUGAGUGUGGGGCAUCUUGUAGAACCAGAAAGUAAGGAAAUUGCUCAAAAAACAAAACUAUGGGAGUGUCUCAGUCCAGUUUGUGUUGCUAGAACAGAAUACCUGAGACUGGGUAAUUUAUAAAGAAAAGUUUGUUUCGCUCACAAUUCUGGUGGCUGGAAAAUCCAGGAUUGGGCAGCUGCAUCUAAUGAGGGCAUCAUACUGCUUCAACUUAUGGUGGGAAGUGGAAGGGGAGGGGCCAUGUGCAAAGAGAUCACAUGGCAAAAGAGGAAGCAAGAGAGAAACCAGGCUCUUUAACAACCCGUUCUCACAAGAAAUAAUCUAUUCCUAUGAGAGUGAGAACUCAACCCUUUGGGAGGGCAUUAAUCUGUUCAUGAGGGAUCUACUCCCAUGACCCAAACAUCUCCCACUAAGCCCCACCUCCCAACACUGCUACAUUGGGGAUCAAAUUUCACCUUGAGUUUUUGCAGGGAUGAACCACACCCAAACCAUACCAUUCUGCCCCUAGCUCCCCAAAACUCAUGUCCUUCUCAUAUACAAAAUAUAAUAUUCCAUCCCACUAGUCCCAAAAGCCUUAAGUUUUUCUAGCACCACCUUAAAAGUCCAAAGUCCAGCUACAAGCCUGUAAAAUCAAAAAUAAGUUAUUGGGCAGGCAUGGUGGCUCACACCUAUAAUCCCAGCACUUUGGGAGGCCAAGGUGGGUGGAUCACCUGAGGUCAGGAGUUCAAGACCAACAUAGUGAAACCCCGUCUCUACUAAAAAUACAAAAAUUAGCCAGAUGUGGCAUGCGCCUAUAGUCUCAGCUACGCGGGAGGCUGAGGCAGGAGAAGCGCUUGAAUCCGGGAGGUGGAGAUUGCAGUGAGCUGAGAUCAGACCAUUGCACUCCAGCCUGGGCAACAGAGCAAGACUUGGUCUCAAAAAAAAAAAAAAAAAAGUUUUUUACUUCCAAGAUACAAUGGUGGAAUAGGCAUAAGGUCUGAAACCCAGCAGGGCAGACAUUAAAUUUGAAAGCUCCAGAAUAGUCUCCUUUGACUCCAUGUCCCACAUCCUCAGCACACUGGUGUGAGGAGUAGCCUUCCAAGCCCUUGGAUAGCUCCACUCUCAUGGCUUCUCUCUGCCCAGCUUACAUUGCUGCUCUCACAGGCUGAAGGCAAAUGCCUGCAGCUUUUCAAGACUGAGAUUGCAUGCUACUGGUGGCUCUACAAUUUUGGGGUCCUAGCAGUGGCCCUAAUCCUGAAGCUCCACUAGGCAUUGCCUUAGUGGAGACUCUGCAGUAGACCUAACCCAAAUUUUUGCUUGGCCUUGCCCUAGCAGAGGGUCUCUGCAGUGGCUCUGCCCCUGCAACAAGUCUCUGCCUGGGCCUAUAGGGUUUUUCAUACAUACGUUGAAAUCUCAGUGGAGUAACACACACCUCCAUGGCUCUAGCAUUCUGCAAGCCUGCAAAAUUAACACUACACGGACCCCAAGGCUUACUGCUCAUGCCCUCUAGACAUAAGCCAGGGGAUGUAAGGCUUAUGCAGCACAAGCCUUACUGGAGCCACUUGACCCCAUGGCUGUUUCAGCUGAAGCAGCUAGGAUGCAGGAAGCUGUGUCUCAAGGUGUCCCAAGUGCAGCAGCCUGGCCCUUUCCCCUGAAACUAUUCUGCCUUCUUAGGCUUCUGGGCCUGGAAUGGGAGAAGCAACUUGAAGAUAUUCAAAAUGACUUCAGGGUCUUUUUCCCAUUGUUUUGACCUUUUGCUUAUUCUAAUCUCUUUAGCAAGCAGUUGCUCAGCCACAUCAAUGGAUAUCUUUUCUAAAAAUUCUCCUUCAUUCUCUUCCACACGGCCAGGCUGCAAAUUUUCCAAAUCCUUCUACUUUGCUUCCUUUUAAAUUAUAAAUUCCAUCUUUAGAUUAUCCCUUUGCUAGUAUAACUCCAGCAUAAGCUGUUAAAAGUAACCAUGCCACUUCUUGAGCACUUUGCUGCCUAGAAGGUUCUUCCACCAGUUAUACUAGUUCACCACUCUUAAGUUCUGCCUUCCAUAAAGCCCUGAGGCAUGGAGACAAUACAGCCACCUUCUUUGCUACUGUGUAAAAAGGAUGGCCUUUUUUCCAGUUCCUAAUAAUGCUUCCUCAUUUCCAUCUGAGAUCUUAGCAGAAUGGUCUCUACUGUCAUAUUUCUAGCAGCAUUUUGUUCACAACCAUUUAACCAAUUUGUAAGAAGUCUGAAAGUUUCCUUUGUUUUCCUGUCUUCAUCUGAGCCUCAGUAGAAUCACCCUUAACGCUCCAUUCAUGGCAAUACUGGCCUGCCCCUCCAAAUUUUUCCAGCCACUACCCAUUACCCAGUUCCAAAGCUACUUCCGCAUUUUCAGGUGUUUGUAAAGCAACAACCCACUCCUUGGUACCAAUUUUCUCUCUUAGUCUGUUUUGUGUUGCCGUAACAUAACAAGUGAGACUAGGUGAUUUUUAAAGAAAAAACAUUUAUUUAGCUCACAAUUCUGGUGGCUGGGAAGUCCCAAAUUGGACAGCUUCAUCGGGUGAGGACGUCAUGCUGCUUCAACUCAUGGCAGAAAGUGGAAGGGGAGCAAGCAUGUGCAAAGAAAUUGCAUGGAAGCAAGAGUGUGAAACUGAGGAAUCUCUAAAUAACUCACUGUCACAGGAACUAGUACAUUCCUGUGAGAGCAAGAACUCACGCCCAUUGAAUGGUGUAUUAGUCCAUUCUUAUGCUGCUAUGAAGAAAUACCUGAGACUGGGUAAUAUAUAAAGGAAAGAAGUUUAAUUGACUCACAGUUUCACAUAGUUGGGGAGGCCUUAGGAAACUUGCAAUUAUAGUGGAAGGCACCUCUUCACAGGGCAGCAGGAGAGAGAAUGAGUGCCCAGUGAAGGGGGAAGCCCAUUAUAAAACCAUCAGCUCACGUGAGAACUAACUCACUAUCACGAGAAUAGGAUGGGGGAAACCGUCCCUAUGAUUCAGUUUUCUCCACCUGGUCCGUCCCAUGACGUGGGGAUUAUGGGAACUACAAUUCAAGAUGAGAUUUGGGUGGGGACACAGCCAAACCAUGUCAGAGGGCAUUAAUCUUUUCAUGAGGGAUCCAGCCCCGUGACCGAACACCUCCCACUAUGCCCCACCUCUCAACACUGCAUUAAGGAUCAAAUUUUAACAUGUAUUUUGAUGGGGACAAACCAUACCCAAACCAUAGCAGGGGAUACGUCAAAGAACAGGGGAGCCAACUGAAAGAUCUCCCAGUAGCCAAAAUUGCAACAGUUUGAGUAAUAAAAUAAACAACAUAGUAUUGGUUCAUAACCCAAAGUAUGAAAAACUCGUGAGUCCAUAUUGAUAUAAAUAAUUGAAUAAAUAAGAGAGAAUAGAAAAUCUCCCAAAUAGAAAAAUUCCUAAUAAUUUAUGUAGUUACUCCUCUUCAAGGAAGUGGAGCAUAAUUCUCCUCUGCUGUAGUGGACUGUGCCUGGUGACAGUCUUCUAAAAAGUAUAGUAUGCAUACUGGAGAAAAGGAAUAACUAUAAUGGAAAAUCCUGGCAUCCAUUACCUCCACCAGGUGAUCAAAGUUAUCGUCAGUGAUAAGUCUGUUGAUGGCAUAUUCCCUUGAUGAGAUGUGAUGAGAAUGGUAGACACUUUACCUCUGUGGUCUUUCUCUGAGGAAUACAUAACCCCACUUUAGUUAUGAGGAAAACAUCAGAUAAACCAAAACUGAAGAACAUUCUACAAUGUCCUUUAAACUGUCAAGGUGACCCAAAAUACCACAAAACACUUAUAGUUUACAGGAGCCUACAGAGACAGGAUGACUGAAUGUAAUGUGGGAUCUUGGAUGAAGCUAUAGAACAGGAAAAAGACAUUAGGUAAAAAGGAGCUCUGAAUAAAGUGUGGACUUUAUUUCAUAAUGUAUCAGUAUUAUUAGUUAUGAAAAAACUGCCAUCGGAAUUUCUGAUGUUAUAUGAGAAAACUGGUAGUUUCAGUUGUUAAUAGCGAGGGAAAUUGGUUGCUAGGUAUACAAGAAUUCUUUCCAUCCUUGCAACUUUUCUGUAAAUCUAAAGUUACUCUAAAACUUUUUAAAAAAUCAUUACAUGUGCACAGCAGCAGAAGAGAGAAGACGGAGAGAAGAAUUGCUGAACUUUAUGACAGAACAAUAGAAAUGAGUCAUUCUUUACAGAGAAAAAACUAGACUGAAUAAAAAUGAACAGAACCCCAGAAACUACAAGAAAAUCUCUAACGUUUGUGUAAUUUGAAUCCCAUAAGAAAAGGCUAAAAAAAAAAUUCAAAGAAAUAAUGGCUAAAAUUUUCACAAAUGUGGCAAAGGACAUAAUCCUAGAGAUUCAAGAAGCUGAGUAAAUUCUAUACAGGAUAAACCCAAAGGAAUUCAUGCCAAGAAGCAUAAUUAUGAAACUUCUGACAACUAAAGAUAAAGAAAAAAAUCUGACAAGCAACUAAAGGGAAACAAUAUAUUACUUCUGGGGAAAAAGAAUUUGAAUACAAGUGGAUUUCUUAUUAGAAACCACAGAGAACACAUUUUUCAAGUGCUGAAAGAAAAGAAUUGUUAUCACAACUCUUUAUCCAGCGUAAAUAUCUCUUGGAAAUGAAGGGAAAAUUGAGACAUUCUCAGAUGAAGGGAAACUAAGAGUUUAUUGCCAGCAUACCUACCCCGAAAGAAUGGAAGGAAGGAAGUUCUUGGAACAGAAAUCAUAAAAGGAAUCUUUCAAGCAUCAGGAAAGAAGAAAGAACAAUGCAAAGAGUAAAAAUGCUGGUAGAUACAAUAUGCCUGCCUUCCCUCUUGAGUUUUCUAAUUUUGUUUGAUGGUUGAAGGGAAAAAUUGAACAUUCUCUGAUGUGCUUCUCAAUGUAUAUAGAUGAAAUAGUUAAGAUUAUCAUAUUAUAAACAGGAAGCAGAUAAGGGACUUAGAGUCCCUUCAUCUUUACACUCCACCUCAACCAGCAAAAUAUUGACACUUGUCACAGUGAACUGUGGUAAUAUGUGUAUAAUUUAAUAUAUAGAGUAACCACUAAAAAAACUACAUUAAAUGGUAUACUCAAAAAUAUUACAGAAAAAUAGAUAAGUAAAAAAUGGAAUUCUAAAAAAAAUGUUCAAGAGAGAAGAUCAGGGAAAAAUGAAUAAAAAUUCAAGGGAACAAAAAAAACAAAUAAAAUGGCAGCUUAUCAAAAAUUACGUUAAAUGGUCUAAAUAUACUAAUUAAAAGACAGAUUGAAAGAGUUGGUUUUUAAAAUUCACCUAAAUGUAUGCCAUCUACAAGAAAUUCACUUAAAAAAUAAUAGGUAGAUUGAAAGUAAAAGAACAGAAGAAGGUAUACCAUGGAACAUUAAUCAUAAAAAAGCAGGAUUGGCUAUGUUAAUAUCAGAUAAAACAGACUUCAGAGCACAGAAAAUUAUUGGUAACAGAGUGAUGUUACAUGUCAGUCUGCCAAGAAGACAGCAAUUUUUUUUUUUUUUUUGAGACAGAGUCUCACUCUGUCGUCCAGGCUGGAGUGCAGUGGCACUAUCUCAGCUCACUGCAACCUCCACCUCCUGGGUUCAUGCCAUUCUCCUGCCUCAGCCUCCUGAGUAGCUGGGACUACAGACGCCUGCCACCAUGUCCAGCUAAUUUUUUUUUUGUAUUUUUAGUAGAGAGAGAGUUUCACCAUGUUAGCCAGGAUGGUCUCAAUCUCCAGACCUCGUGAUCCGCCCGUCUCGGCCUCCCAAAGUGCUGGGAUUACAGGUGUGAGCCACGGCGCCCAGCCUAAAGACAGCAAUUUUUAAAUCCUAAAUGUUUCAACAUUCUGAGAGAUACAUCUUAUGCAACUGUAGUACAAUGUCAGUAUCAGGAAGUUGACAUUGGCACAACAAGUGUAUAGUUCUGUGUUAUUUAUCACAUAUAUAGAUUGGUGUAACCACCACUACAGUCAAGUCAACAGAACUAUUCAGUCACCACAAAGAGCUUUGUCCUACCCCUUUAUAUAAAGUCAGCCCAACUCCUUUUACUAUCCCUUAACUCAUGGCAGUCACUAACUUGGUAAGCUAUCAUUUCUUUUUAGACUUUUCAGCCCCUCCCUUUCUCCCUUUUCUCCCCUCCUUCUGAAACUUCUAUGACACAAUUGUUAGAUAUUAUGUUAUAGUCUCACAGGUCCCUGUGGCGUUAGUCUGUUUUCUGUCUGUUGUUCAGAUUGGGUAAUUUCUGCUCUUCUAUAUUAAAAUUCAUGGAUUAUUUCCUCUGUCCUCUUCAUUCUGCUGUUGAACCCAUCCACUGAGUAUUUAGUUAUUUUUCAACUCUAAAAUACCUACUUCAUAUAUCUUCUCUUUCUUUGCUGAGACUUUCUAUUUUUGUUUCAUGUUUCUUAUUGUUUGUUUAAACAUUUAUAUGAUGGCUUAUUUAAAGUCUUUAUCAGAUAUUUUUAACUUCCAUGCCAUCUCAGUGUUGGCAUCUAUUGAUUGUCUUUGCUCAAUCAAGUUGAAGUUGUCUUAGAUCUUGGUAUGACAAGUGAUUUUAGAUUGAACCUAUUUGGAAAUUAUAAGAUCUGUGUCUGAUUUAAAUCUUCUCAUGUAGCAGGCAUUCUCUGACACCACUGUGGCAGGGGAGGUUGGGGGGUGCUGCCUUAUUAUUAAAAGGUGGGCUGAAAGUCCAGGUUUCCUACUCAGCCUCUGUCGGCACCUAGAGGAGGAGGGAUUGUCAUUACUGCUGAAUGGUAGUGGUGGUUCAGCAUCCCCAUUAUGCCUUCACUGAUAACACCCUGCAUGGUAGGAUCUGGAGUGCCUCAUUACUGCUCCCCAUGGGGCUUCUACUGACACUGGGGGGCAGGGGACCUUGUCACUGCCUGGCUUGGAGACAUGUCUCAGCCCCGUCAGCCCUCUCUCACAUGACCCUGGUGGAACAGUAAGGGAGCCUUCUUACAGCCUGGCUACUGCUUUACAAAACCAGAACUGAUCUUCACAUUGGAACAAGGAGAAGAUCCAUGGUUAUUAGAGAAAGAGAAAGGAUUUCUAAGCAGGAACUCCCCAGAAGACUCCCAACCUGAUGAAAUCUCAGAGAAGAGCCCAGAAAAUCAAGGCAAACAUUUGUUGCAAGUUUUAUUCACCAAUAAAUUAUUGACUACAGAGCAAGAAAUUUCAGGAAAACCACAUAAUCGAGACAUAAACAUUUUUCGUGCAAGAAUGAUGCCUUGUAAAUGUGACAUUGCGGGGUCUGCUUGCCAGGGGCUCAGCCUGAUGGCCCCACACUGUCAGUAUUCAAAAGAAAAGGCUCAUGAGCGUAAUGUUUGUGACAAAUGGCUCAUCAGUAUUAAGGAUGGCAGAACUAACACUCAAGAGAAAUCUUUCGCUUAUAGUAAAAUUGUGAAAACCCUCCAUCAUAAGGAGGAAGUUAUUCAACAUCAGACAAUUCAGACUCUGGGGCAAGAUUUUGAAUAUAAUGAAAGUAGAAAAGCUUUUCUUGAAAAGGCUGCCCUUGUUACAUCUAACAGUACCCACCCAAAAGGAAAAUCUUACAAUUUCAAUAAAUUUGGGGAAAACAAAUAUGAUAAAUCAACCUUUAUUAUUCCUCAGAACAUGAAUCCAGAGAAGAGUCACUAUGAGUUUAAUGAUACUGGAAAUUGUUUCUGUAGAAUCACUCACAAAACUCUCACAGGAGGGAAAUCCUUCAGCCAAAAGUCACACAUUAGAGAACAUCAUAGAGUUCAUAUAGGGGUGAAACCCUUUGAAUAUGGAAAAAGUUUCAACCGUAAUUCAACCCUCCCAGUGCAUCAGAGAACUCAUGCAACAGAUAAAUACUCUGAUUAUCACCCAUGUACAGAGACAUUCAGCUACCAGUCAACUUUCAGUGUACAUCAGAAGGUUCACAUAAGGGCAAAACCCUAUGAGUAUAAUGAAUGUGGGAAAUCCUGCUCUAUGAAUUCACACUUGAUUUGGCCUCAGAAAAGUCACACAGGGGAGAAACCCUAUGAAUGUCCUGAGUGCGGGAAAGCCUUCAGUGAGAAGUCACGCCUAAGAAAACAUCAGAGAACUCACACGGGAGAGAAACCAUACAAAUGUGAUGGAUGUGAUAAAGCUUUCAGUGCAAAGUCAGGCCUAAGAAUACACCAGAGAACCCACACAGGGGAGAAACCAUUCGAAUGUCAUGAAUGUGGGAAAUCUUUUAACUAUAAGUCAAUCCUCAUAGUGCAUCAGAGAACUCACACAGGGGAGAAACCUUUUGAAUGUAAUGAAUGCGGGAAAUCUUUCAGCCAUAUGUCAGGCCUAAGGAAUCACCGAAGAACUCACACAGGGGAAAGACCAUAUAAAUGUGAUGAAUGUGGGAAAGCUUUCAAACUGAAGUCAGGCCUGAGGAAACAUCAUAGAACACACACAGGGGAGAAGCCCUACAAAUGUAAUCAGUGUGGAAAAGCUUUCGGUCAGAAAUCACAACUCAGAGGACAUCAUAGAAUUCACACAGGGGAAAAACCCUAUAAAUGUAAUCAUUGUGGGGAAGCUUUCAGUCAGAAAUCAAACCUCAGAGUACAUCACAGAACUCAUACUGGGGAGAAACCCUAUCAAUGUGAGGAGUGUGGAAAAACAUUCAGGCAGAAAUCAAAUCUCAGAGGGCAUCAGAGAACUCACACUGGGGAGAAGCCCUAUGAAUGUAAUGAAUGUGGAAAAGCUUUCAGUGAGAAGUCAGUCCUAAGAAAACAUCAGCGAACUCACACCGGGGAGAAACCAUAUAAUUGUAAUCAGUGUGGGGAAGCUUUCAGUCAGAAAUCCAAUCUCAGAGUACAUCAGAGAACUCACACAGGGGAGAAACCCUAUAAAUGUGAUAAAUGUGGGAGAACUUUCAGUCAAAAAUCAAGCCUUAGAGAACAUCAGAAAGCCCACCCAGGGGAUUAAAUGUAUGCAUAUAAAGAAUACGAAAAAACUCUGAGCUGGAAAUCAAACCUCACAAUACAUAAAUGAACACACAGGAGAGAACUGUUAACAUAGUGAGCACUGGAAUUUCCUCUACAAUUUCAGCCUCCACCAAAUAUCAAAGAAUAGAAGAUAAAUUGUUGAAAUCUAUUUUAUAUGGGCAUUCUUUCAGCCAGAGCCCAGUCUUCUAUGGAUAUACAGAACUCACACAGCAAAGAAACCCUAUAAACAUAAUGAAUAUGGAAAAUACUCUUGCGAACUCACUCCUCAGAAAACUCACGCUGCAGAAAAGCUCUGAGAAAGUAAUAAAAAUGUGAAAACUUUGUGCCAACAAUCAAAACUCAUUCACCAUCAGAGAAAUCACACAAUGACAAAAGCUAGAAUAUAAUAAGUGUGUGAUAAACUUUAAUGAAAAGUCAGUACAGCAGAAAAUACAUUCAAGAUAGAGACCUCAUAGUAUAUUAAAACAAACAAGAAAUGAAGUUAAUGGAUGUGGGAAAUUCUUCUGCCAUGUCAACCCUCAUUUUAACCUACACAGAGGUAAUCCCUAUAUGUCGUAUAAUAACUAUUGAAAUGUUCACUAGUAAUCAUUUUCACUUCUCCCUCAUGCCACACCUGGCCUAAAUUUCUCAACCACUCUCUCAUCUAAACGGGGUCAUAUUGUUACCCUCUAGCUAGUGGAAUAUGGGGUCAGUGACAGGUCUUAAAUACAUCAGUCAAAUUCUCAAUAUUUUCUUCUAUCCCUCAUUAGAAUGGAAUGGAGGAAAACCUUGGGACUCAGGCUCUGAUGAUGGAAAGUACAAGAUGGUAGGAACCCGGGUCAGAGAAGGAUCCUGUGGCAUGGAGUUUUCUCCUCCCUGUACACAGUUGGACUUCUUGCAGUGAGGAAAUAAAUGUGUUCCCUGCUGAACUUCUAAAGGUUUGGGUAUACUUGAUACUGACAGAAACUCAACAACCCUCACAUAAUAAAACUUAGGAGUAUGAUUUUUCAGGACAUCUGAACUCAGUGUAUGUCAGAAAAGUCACAUAGGACAAAUCUCGGACAGCAUCCUGAAUGACCAUGGCUUUUAUCCCCAAAGUCUUCCUCAUCAGACAGGUAAUAUCAUAAGAAAUCUGACAUUUUAACAAAUAUAGGAAAUUCUUCACACACACAGACACACACUCACACAUACACACCCAAAGUCUCAUUAAAUAUAUGAUAAUUUAGUUUUGAAUGUGUAAAAGUUUUCAACAAAUUAUCAUAUUUUAUAUCAGAGCUUGUUACAAGGAGAAAAUCUAUCAAUUUGAGAAAGGUAAGUAAUAGCCUUUAUCUAGAUAUUGCUUUAUCAGAACUGUUGUUUCACAUAUAAUAUCAAAACUUUUAAUGAAAUAUAAGACAUUCACUAUAAUAAAAAGCUUAAAAAGAACAAAAAAUAAACUGCAUAAACUGAAAAGCAGUGUUGCAAAUAUGUGAAUGUUUUGUGAGUUAUUGAUUGUUUAUGUAUGUAUAUAUGCAUGGUACUUACCAGGUAUUUGUUUUAUGUUUCUUAGACCUCAACAUUGCUGUAAAAGAAUUGUGUUCCCCUUGCUUUAUAACUACUUUGACAUCAGCUACAAUUUGCCACAUGAAUAUUAAUAACAAACCUUUUACAGAAAA
This is a messenger RNA of Homo sapiens (human), 18222 nucleotides long. It is a transcript of the gene ZNF782, whose product is annotated as zinc finger protein 782. The transcript is spliced from 3 exons. The coding region runs from base 14865 to 16568 and encodes 567 amino acids. The record is from RefSeq and is a predicted model, not a curated record. Gene Ontology annotation, biological process: regulation of DNA-templated transcription. Lineage: Eukaryota; Metazoa; Chordata; Mammalia; Primates; Hominidae. Gene Ontology annotation, cellular component: nucleus.